AAUCUGACUUCCCUUUCGGAUCCGCCAUCUGCGGUGGAACCGCCGCCAAGAUGCAGAUUUUCGUGAAGACCCUGACGGGGAAGACCAUCACUCUCGAGGUCGAACCCUCGGAUACAAUAGAAAAUGUAAAGGCCAAGAUCCAGGAUAAGGAAGGAAUUCCUCCUGACCAGCAAAGACUGAUCUUUGCUGGCAAGCAACUGGAAGAUGGACGUACUUUGUCUGACUACAACAUUCAAAAGGAGUCCACUCUUCAUCUAGUGUUGAGACUUCGUGGUGGUGCUAAGAAAAGGAAGAAGAAGUCUUACACCACUCCCAAGAAGAACAAGCAUAAGAGAAAGAAGGUUAAAUUGGCUGUUCUGAAAUACUAUAAGGUGGAUGAGAAUGGCAAAAUCAGUCGCCUUCGCCGAGAGUGUCCCUCAGAUGAAUGUGGUGCUGGAGUUUUUAUGGCCAGUCACUUCGACAGACAUUACUGUGGCAAAUGUUGUCUGACCUAUUGUUUCAACAAACCAGAAGACAAGUAAUUGUAUAUUGGUUAAUAAAGAUAUGAGCUAACA
Messenger RNA from Dama dama (fallow deer), 554 nucleotides. RefSeq names its product ubiquitin-ribosomal protein eS31 fusion protein. The coding region runs from base 51 to 521 and encodes 156 amino acids. NCBI's taxonomy places the organism in Eukaryota, Metazoa, Chordata, Mammalia, Artiodactyla, Cervidae. The transcript has a single exon. Gene Ontology annotation, molecular function: ubiquitin protein ligase binding; structural constituent of ribosome; protein tag activity. The record is from RefSeq and is a predicted model, not a curated record. Gene Ontology annotation, biological process: protein ubiquitination; modification-dependent protein catabolic process; translation. Gene Ontology annotation, cellular component: ribosome; cytoplasm; nucleus.